UAUCAGGGAACUUCAAUGUGGUAAGCGAGUAGACACCCUGAAUAUGAGAUCUCCUUUUUUAUUGUUCCCAAUUUGUUCCACCUCCCUAUACAAUUUUUUUUUCUAAUCGCUUAUAGUUGUGUUAAACGUAGUUAACAGAUUUCAUAAUUUAUUAGUGUAUUGUUAUAUUGGAUUAAAGUCAUUAUUAGUCCUUAGGCUUCGAGAAAGUUUUUAGAAGAAUAUGGCCAACGAACAGUUUUAACAUUUUUUUCGCGUAACAAACAUGUCUUCCGUUUGAAAUUUUACCGUUCAUUGAUUAUAUUCUAUAAGCUACAAUUAAAUUAUUUUUUUAUGAAUCGACAUUAACGGUGAUAAGGCAGGGUGCUCUUUUUUCCCCGCCUACCCCUAUAUAUUUUUUAAUUAUUUUCCAAUAUAUAUUUUUUACAGCACAUCUAAUCACCGAUGAGAUCCUUUUACAAUUAGAUGAAAGUGAUCUGACUAAGAUGGACAUAAUGGAAAUAGGUCCACGCAAAAUUAUCCUCGGUUUUAUUUCGAAAAAAACAGCGGAGCUUGAGCAUGAUGCCCAUGGCGAACAUCAACAUUUGCUGCAUGAAAAGACCGUACAAUCUGUUCUGGCCGAUGAACCGAAAUUCCAACGCACUUUGAAGCGCCUAAAUGCAGGUUCAAUACCGGUGCACAACGAUUUGCUCAAAAUGAAUAGGAUACUCACAAAUUUUUAUUUUGAGCGCAUGAUCCUGGAAGAAAAGAGGUAUCCAUCGUGGCGUGAGAAGCAAGAACUGGCUUGCAAGAUAAUUUCGGCUUUUCCACAACUGGAAAUUACGCGCGUGAGUCCCGAUGCCCCAAGAGAGUCAUUCUUCUUUUGGCGAAAUAAAGGUCGCGGAAAAGGUUCACAUCACGGGAUUAUUGAAACGCGUGUAGCAAACAUGCGAAAAGAUUUGCCUUCUGAAGAACGCAAAUUUCAAAGACCGAAACCGACAUCUAUUGAACUACCCGAUGGAAUACAUGACAACGCUUCAUACAUGGCAGCCCUCACGCCUUCUUCGCAAAACAUCAGAGAGAUUUCGGAAAAAAUGUCGCAAUGCACCGUUUUGCACCAAUGGCUUCUGCAGCAGCAAAUUGAGGUCACCAGCUCGAUACUGAAAAUAUUCCCGCACAUUUUGGCUUACGAUGGACUUAUGAUACAACAGGCUUUUGAUCGACUUCAUCCCAAUGCAAACAAGGAUUUUGGCAUGGAAUCAUUUUUGCAGAUUGGAAUGCUAGUAGAGGAAAACGGAUGGGAAUCAGUUGAAGAUGCUUACAUACGUGGUGCUUUACGAUUUCUGAAAAAACUAACGCACUGCGGUAUAAAGAGGAAGGUAGAAGAAGAUAUGACCAUCGAGGAAUUCAUGGCUACACCGUUGAUCAGAUGGGUUAAGGUCCAGGAUACAACCAGCAGCAUUGCUAUUAAAAAUCAUGUGCAUGCAAAUCCUGAUCUUCCACCCCAUCUUGUGUGUUGCGCCGAUACCUUCAAGAAAGGGGAUUUGUAUGUAGUCUUCACUGACUUCGUUGUCCCUUGCGGAAAAUCAGGAGACAUGGCCAUCGACAUAUUGUUGAAAAUUCAUCCUGUUUUGGGAAUGUCUGUUCCCGUCUUGCUCAAAAAGCUUUACGACCUGGUGGCUAUCAAUGUUUGGGGUAUACAGGAUUGUUCCACGAGUACCAAGGUAACACAACUCACCCUACGUUUGAGAGAAUUUUGUGAUACGUCAUUGUAAUAAAUCGAACCUAUCACAUGCUUUUUUUAUGAAAUCGAUAAGCGUACCUAUACCAGCACGGUUUUUUCUUAU
Aedes aegypti (yellow fever mosquito) is the source of this 1823-nucleotide messenger RNA. RefSeq lists its product as uncharacterized. The transcript is spliced from 7 exons. The record is from RefSeq and is a predicted model, not a curated record. Lineage: Eukaryota; Metazoa; Arthropoda; Insecta; Diptera; Culicidae. The coding region runs from base 483 to 1751 and encodes 422 amino acids.